Sabethes cyaneus is the source of this 792-nucleotide messenger RNA. RefSeq lists its product as uncharacterized. NCBI's taxonomy places the organism in Eukaryota, Metazoa, Arthropoda, Insecta, Diptera, Culicidae. The transcript is spliced from 3 exons. The record is from RefSeq and is a predicted model, not a curated record. The coding region runs from base 1 to 792 and encodes 263 amino acids.
AUGACGUGUGAGUGCAGGCCGGAUUUCGACUAUAAUCCAGAUGAUGGUAGAUGUCAUGUUUGUCCUGGUGAUGGACAGUUAUGUACAUCAUGUUGUUUCGGAGGAAUGGUGUGCCAUGCCGGAAGGUGUACACAUUGUUGGAAAGAUCAGGACGGUGAAUGCAUAACACAGGACUCGUUGUUCUUCCUCACAGCAGCUCAAGUGGCACUGGCUACAGCAAUGGUGAUAGGAGUUUCCGCACUAGCUACUCUACUAUAUAAGACAUUUAGAGCGAGAGCAAGGAACGCCAAUCAACAAACACUAGAAAGCGACCAGAAUCGCCCCAGGGCGAGUCGACUUUCACUUUCGUCUAUUCAGAUACGAGUUCUCCGACGAUUAAGAGACAGGCCUCCGAAGUAUGAAACACGGCAUAACUAUGAAUUUCACCAACGAGAACGUACCGGUCAGACUAAUCAACAACGACGACACGACACUAGUCCAGUCAGUUCGCCUACCGGAGAUCCACCGCCGACGUACGAUGGAGAAGUGACUUCCGUUCUGGAUUUGCCUCCGCCAUACUCGGUGGAACCAUCCCAUGCGGAAACAAGAAUUGCCAUAAUAGGUGAGCAAUCUGUACCAAAUCACGACGCUCCAGAAGGUACUUUGAACGACCGUUCAAAUAGUGCGUGCAGUAAUAUAGAUGCAAGAGUAAACCCAAUUUCCACAGACUUAGAACAAAAUAGAACCAGUGGCUUCGAAGAGCUGAAAUUGAAGCUUGAUGGUGAGGAUGAACAUAAAACAGUACACAUUUAA